AUGAAGCAGAAGCAAUGGCCUCUUCAUAAAUCAUCCUUGAUCAAAAAGCAAAGGAAUACCUACGCCUUCGCAAAAUCAUCGAAUCCCCCCCCCCCAAUUCAAUGCCCCAUCAAUCUCCGCCAUCCCCUACGACGCAUUAGUCAGGAUCACCGCGUCCUUCACUCUGCCUCGCUCGUUUGCAGAGCGUGGAGGGACGCGCUCAAGCCGCUCAGCGAGGCCAUGGCUAUUGGGAAAUGGGGAUGUUUCAAAAGGCGAUUGUUUGAGCUUGGUGAUCCCGCUGGACAAUGUAAUUUGGCUAUCUCGUUUCUGCAAGCUAAACCUCCAAAUACCAACCAGGCAGUUGAGUGGCUGUACAAGGCUUCCAUUGCCGGCCAUGCUCGCGCUCAAUACCAACUGGCGCCUUGUUUUCAUCAAGGAAAAGGGGUGGAACAAAGUGUACAACAAGCGGGAUACAGCAGGCCACUGAACCUGAGAAACAAGAGCCUCUUUUUAUCUACACAAAAGGAGUUGUUCGAUUGUGUUGAAGCAGAGAAGUCACGCGGAGGUUGCUUCAAACGAGAGGCGUUGAGUGUGACGAAAGCAGUCACACUGCCAAUGUCCAUGGAAUCUCUACUGGCAAUGCAGGCUGAUCAGAACAAGACAAUUCUACUUGGAAUUGCUGGAUCUAGUUACAAAGACAUGCUGAUGAGCUGGGUCUGCAGGCUGCAUUACCUCCAAGUACCGAACUAUUUGGUCUGCGCCCUUGAUGAUGAAGUCUAUGAUUUCUCAGUCCUGCAGGGCGUCCCAGUUAUUAAACGUGCAUCUCCUCCAACCAACAUCAGCUUCGAUGACUGCCAUUUCGGAUCCGAGUGCUUUCAGAAAGUAACUAAAGUGAAGUCAAGAAUGGUUCUGCAGAUUUUGGAGCUUGGGUAUAAUGUGCUUUUGAGUGAUGUGGAUGUGUAUUGGUUCAAGAAUCCAUUGGAUUAUCUCACUUCUUUCGGCCAGGGCGUUCUUGUCGCACAGUCCGAUGAAUUUAAUUUCACAGGAGCAAUAAACUUGCCUCGGCGCCUCAACUCCGGCUUCUAUUAUGCUCAUUCAGACAGAAUAACAAUUGCUGCGCUGGGAAAGGUGGUGCAGCACGCUGCCUAUUCCAAUCUAUCCGAACAACCAAGCUUCUACGAUACGUUAUGCGGGGAAGGUGGCUCCUACAGGUUAGGCGAUGACCAGUGCUUGGACCCAGAAACGAACUUACGGGUCCAUUUCUUGGACCUAGAUCUCUUCCCAAAUGGUGCAUACCAGGGUCUAUGGGAGGAGGAGGACACAAAGAAGGCCUGCGAGGAAAGGGGCUGUUUUGUUCUACACAACAACUGGAUAAACGGGAGAAAUAAGAAGCUCGAAAGGCAGGUAUUGUCCGGGCUGUGGGAGUAUGACAUCAACACUAGAAUGUGUUUGCAAAGCCGGUACACGACAAAUCCCAAAAGUUAUUUCUAAGCAUCAUUGGAGCUAAUUCCUAUGUGUGGACAUCGAUAACUUAGUUCAUGCUGUUGGACUUUUAGAAUAAAACUAAAAAAAGGAAAGAGCUUAGGAAACUAAGAAAAACAUAGGUUUUAGAGCAUUAGAUACCUACCCCCACACCACAGCUUCAUCAAUCUGCUUCUGCUGGUCUGAGAUGCUGGAGGGAUGUUUUCAUGUUUCCAGUCGACCGCAAGCCCAGCCGUGCAAAAUACGUGCAAGAGAAAGCAGGAGGUGAGAGAGGAGACGCCGUCUCAUUCACAGAGUGUGAGCAGGCAAAUGAAGGAUAUCAUGGUGAGGUUAGUUCAUGCUGGUGGGCGAGUAGAAAUGUAUCAUACUCGAAUUCGUGCCUCCGAACUCAUUCGGAAAUACCCAGAUUUCUGCAUCACUACUCCUCAGGUCUUCAACCGCCCACAGGAAUCUGUCUUGACAGCAGAUGACGUCUUGUUACCUGGUCGGAAGUACUUUCUCAUGAGGCGUACUUCGGUGGAGAAGCUGAAACGUAGACACUCAGCCAGAGGGAGAGCCAGUGAAGUUGAAGAAGCCGGAGAUGGUAGUUUCGAGGAAUCCAUCACUUCUGCUCAGGACCUCUUCGUUUCCACAGAGCGUCUGUGUCGUGCAGAUUCUGCAUCGAAAAAAUAUGUGAAAGAGAAGAGACCAUUCGUUCCACCAAUCCAGAAGCCGAAGCUAUGGAAGGAAAGCGACUGAGAGCCGAGCCUCGAUUCUAUACAAGAGUUAUCUCCAUGAACACAAACCGUUUAAUCAGAUUCCUCUAUGUUUUGGCUUCUUGUGUUUGAUUAUGAACUUUCUUGAUUGAGAAAUAAUACUCCGUACUUGAUUAUCA
Salvia splendens (bonfire salvia) is the source of this 2335-nucleotide messenger RNA. Its product is annotated as beta-arabinofuranosyltransferase RAY1-like. NCBI's taxonomy places the organism in Eukaryota, Viridiplantae, Streptophyta, Magnoliopsida, Lamiales, Lamiaceae. Bases 1 to 1470 code for a protein of 489 amino acids. The record is from RefSeq and is a predicted model, not a curated record. Gene Ontology annotation, molecular function: protein binding; glycosyltransferase activity. The transcript is spliced from 6 exons.